UCCAACCACCUCUCUCCUGUGUUUGGGUUUGCAGGAGCCCUCACCACAAUGUUCACGAGCAAGAAACACUUCACCAGUGCCAUUGUUGGGGCACUGGUCGCACUCUCCCUUAUUGCCCUUGUUCUCAGCCUGGUGAGCAUUGAAGAUGUCACCCUGCCACCCACUGCCAAGUAUGGGAUGGUGUUUGAUGCAGGCUCAUCCCACACCUCUCUGUUUGUCUACGAGUGGGAUUCAGACAAGGAGAACGACACCGGUGUGGUCAGCCAGACCUUGUCCUGUGAUGUCCAUGGACAAGGCAUAUCAAGCUAUGCCAAUGAUCCCCCGAAAGCUGGUGAUUCCAUAAGGGAGUGUCUGGAUAAAGCCCUGAAGGUUGUUCCUGCUGCAAAACAGAGGGAAGUCCCAGCUUAUCUUGGAGCAACGGCAGGAAUGAGGCUACUGAGGGAGCAGAACAGCUCAGCAGCAGAGCAAGUCCUGGCUGAAGUCACUAAAACCAUGCAAGAGUACCCAGUGGCUUUCAAAGGGGCUCGAAUCCUUACAGGAGAGGAGGAGGGGGCUUAUGGCUGGAUCACCACCAACUACCUGCUGGACUCCUUCACUAAGUACUCGCCCAAAGCACACACAUGGGUUCAUCCAGAGGCAGCCAACAUUUUUGGGGCACUGGAUCUUGGAGGAGCAUCCACCCAAAUCAGCUUUAUACCCGAAGGUUCAGUGGUGAACUGGAAGGAAGGCUCCAAGUUCACACUGUACGGGUAUGACUACAGCAUCUACACACACAGCUACCUCUGCUAUGGCCAGAACGAGAUGCUGAAGCGACUGGCAAAGGAACUGAUUGCGGAGUCGUCCCCCAGUGCCCGAGUCCAUCACCCCUGCUACCCAACAGACUACAAUGAAACCGUGUCGCUGUCUUCCUUCCGCACCAGCCCCUGCACGAACCAGAGCGACCCACGCCUGGGCCCUGGCGACAGGAACGUCACCCUGGAGGGCAGGGGCGAUGCCAGCGGGUGCCUGGCCGCCGUCAAGAAGCUCUUCAACUUCUCCGCGUGUGGCCAGAGCCAGGACUGCACCUUCGAUGGCAUCUACCAGCCGCCGGUCAGAGGGCAGUUCAUUGCCUUCUCUGCCUUCUACUAUAACUUCAAGUUCCUCAACCUGACCAAGGGGCAGACGCUGGCCGCUGUCAGGGAGACCAUUGAACGUUUCUGCACGAGAAGCUGGGAAGACCUCUCCGCCAGCUACCCUGAAGAGAAACCUCAGCGCCUGCCUAAGUACUGCACCAAUGCCAACUACAUCCUCACCCUCCUCCUCGAUGCCUACAAGUUCAAUGAGACGAGCUGGAGCAACAUCAUCUUCCAGAUGAAGGCGGGGAGCGCCGACGUGGGCUGGACGCUGGGGUACAUGCUCAACCUCACCAACAUGAUCCCAGCCGAGGCCCCGGUGUGGGUGAAGGGGCACGUUCCUUCCCUGUGGGCUGCGGCCAUCACCUUCAUCAUCCUCACCCUUGUCCUGGGACUCACUGCCCUGCUCCUGCUCCUGUGGGUGUAGGAGCCUGGCCACGUUUCAGAGCCCGGUGUGGCCUCCAUCCCACCAGCUGGCCUGUGGGGCCAUGGAGAACCAGCCUGGCCACGGACAAGCUCCCCGAGUGCCAGACAUAAUGCACUGCUGCAAGCACUUGUGACUGGGUGCUUGGUGCAAUGCUGGGUCUGGUUAUGGUCACCAACAGCCCAGCAGGUGCCUGUGAGGGGCAUGAAAUGCUCUGCAGUACCACAUCUGGCUCUCCUGAGGGUGAAUCACGUGGACUUACCUGAUGGUAUUGGAGACAGAAGCAAAAUUGAGCAUCCAAAGUCAGAAACAUGGUCUAUGCCUCCCCAAGGGUCUGUCUUGUCCCAUCACAUCUUCCCUUUCUUCUGGGAUAAAGGGAUCUAUGUUUCUGAAUGUCUGCCUGGAGAAAAACACUGUCCCACCGUCUGGGUAGUGGGACAUUCAUAUGUCCCAUCACCUGCAAACACUGUCCCACCAUCAGGCUGGACACCAUGGGGUCAGGCUCCUAGUCCUGCCCUGACCCUGCCCACGGGGCUGAGCUGGAUCCUGCCCACAACUGCCCCCCUGCCUUUGCCUUGGGGUCUACUUGGGUUUUGUCUGCCUGCAGGUGAUUCAGUGGUGCUGUGCCUCUCAGCAGUGAGGAGCUGACUGUUGGUGCCUCAGGCAUCCAAAUAAAUCGUGUGAAAGGCAGUGAUGGGGAAAUGCUGUUGC
Molecule: messenger RNA, 2247 nt
Organism: Pezoporus occidentalis (night parrot)
Lineage: Eukaryota; Metazoa; Chordata; Aves; Psittaciformes; Psittacidae
Product: ectonucleoside triphosphate diphosphohydrolase 8-like
Exons: 10
Coding region: 49-1539 (496 amino acids)
Cellular component (GO): plasma membrane
Molecular function (GO): hydrolase activity
Source: RefSeq, a predicted model, not a curated record